AUGCAUUUGAGAAUUGAAAGAUUGGCAUUAAAUGAUGCUGGGCAAACUGACCUACCAGAGGUAAUCACAGAAGAAGAUGAUGAACUGGAAAAUACAGGUCUGUAUUGCGAUGAGGUGCAAUUCCCACAGUUCGAUGAAUCAUUGAAAAAUAGUUCACAAGAUGGUAUACGAGUAGUACAAGAAGGUGGUAUACGAAAAGUUAUUGCAUCAAAGGAUUAUAAACUUGGGGAGCUUCUUGCAGUUGAAACAGAAUCAAUGUGUUGGAUUCCACCACUGGAUAAGCUUACUCUUGCUCAACGAGGAAAAUGUUGUGGAUUUUGUGGUAAGUCCCUCUCCGGUAGUAAUAUUAGUCCUCAUUUUAUCAUGACACAUGGGCUUGAUUGUCCCGAUUGUGAUGUUGUAUGGUGCAGCAAACGAUGUAAGACCAAGGACCAACGUGUACAUGCAACUUUACAUCAUGGUAAACAUAAACUUGGUAAUAACAUUCACUAUAAAGAGUGGUCAGUAUUUGAAAACUAUUGUCAUGAUAAUGAUAUGGUAGCGGCUCGUUCAGUAGCGAUCAUUCUAGCUACAAUCUUAGUCAAUAAAGAGUCCAGAUUACAAAAGCAAUGGGAUUCUCUUGCGACAGUCUCUCAAUGCCAUAGAUUACAAAUAGGAGAGAUGGAUAAAUGGACUCGAUGUUUUGAUUUAUUUCAAGCUGUUUUCCCUAAUACUGAACUUGUUCCAGAUUUUCAAGCUUUUAUGGAACUGGCAGGUAGGUUUGAUAUUAACGAAACCUCUCAACAAUUAUAUUUUAUUGCAUCAUUUUUAAAUCAUAGUUGUGAACCGAACGCUCAUUUCGAAGUAAAUGAAAAGAAUGAAUGGAGAUUAUUUGCUAGAGCUACUAUUUCCUCGGGAGAUGAAUUGUUCAUUACUUAUAUCAACCCAUUACAUGACGUUGAACUAAGGCAAAGAGAACUACGACAAAAAUAUGGUUUCAGAUGUGAGUGUCACCGUUGCCAAGUUGAGCUAUCACAAACGGUAGAGAUACCGACAAUAGUUCAUCCGAUAGAAUCUCCAAUGGUGUCAUCUUCCCCAACGACCUCUUCCAGAAGAAAAUCCUCAAUGAGAAGUAAAAGACCAGAUUUGACUCAAUUGUUGAAAAAUGGUCAAGAAUUCGAUCUUGAUAUUCCAGAGAAUCCAGGUUUCCCAAAUAGACGUCGUACAUCGGUAAGAUUCGAUGGAACUGUCUCCAUGGCUGUGGAGGAAGAGUAA
This is a messenger RNA of Maudiozyma saulgeensis, 1254 nucleotides long. The record is from the annotation of a GenBank genome assembly. Lineage: Eukaryota; Fungi; Ascomycota; Saccharomycetes; Saccharomycetales; Saccharomycetaceae.